AUGCCGCCCAUGGGCUUGACCUUCGCCGAUGUGCAGGCGAUGUCGAGGGAGGCAGAUGCGUUAUACCCCCCCCUCGAACCUCUUCCCGUCCUCCUCGACUACUCUGAAGAGGAAAAACGGAUAUGUGAACUGCAGAAUGGCUUUGGAACUCGAUUGCGCAAGUCUGCGUACUACGUUGUGGAAGCAGUGAAGUCCAACGAGCUUGAACGCUUCUCAGAUAAAUAUCGUCAAUCGCCAGCGUCCCAGCCGACCCUGAGAAGGGUCGACCUCCACGCUCCAUUCUUUCCACAGGAAAUCUUCGAGGGUUACUUCAACCCCAGGAAAAAGCGGAAAACGGAGAAGAAACCUAAACUCUCUCGUCCGCAUCUUGACGAUUUUGAUGAUGAUGCCGAGGAACAGGACAAGAGCGGUGACGAAGGGUCCAACCCCGGUUCACAGCAAGCUGAGUCUGAUUAUGACGUCGACGAAGAGUACGAUAAUGACUACGCCGACAACUACUUCGACAACGGCGAGGGCGACGAUCUAGAUGAUAUGGUGGGCGGGGGAGGGGGGGACGAUGGAGGGGGCGGCGAUUGGGAUUAA
Molecule: messenger RNA, 582 nt
Organism: Pisolithus orientalis
Lineage: Eukaryota; Fungi; Basidiomycota; Agaricomycetes; Boletales; Pisolithaceae
Product: DNA-directed RNA polymerase III, subunit Rpc31
Exons: 6
Coding region: 1-582 (193 amino acids)
Biological process (GO): transcription by RNA polymerase III
Cellular component (GO): RNA polymerase III complex
Source: RefSeq, a predicted model, not a curated record